Messenger RNA from Anopheles arabiensis, 3902 nucleotides. RefSeq names its product pyrokinin-1 receptor-like. Gene Ontology annotation, cellular component: plasma membrane. Gene Ontology annotation, molecular function: neuromedin U receptor activity. Gene Ontology annotation, biological process: neuropeptide signaling pathway. The coding region runs from base 1128 to 2249 and encodes 373 amino acids. The transcript is spliced from 5 exons. The record is from RefSeq and is a predicted model, not a curated record. Lineage: Eukaryota; Metazoa; Arthropoda; Insecta; Diptera; Culicidae.
CACGUGUUACCGCGUUUGCAACAAGUAUAGUGCCCGAUGGGUCGUACUAAUUGAGCUUGCACCUGCGAGGAGCGGAAUGUUGAAAAUAGUUGUUUACGUUGAACGUGCAGCAAUCGUGAAUUUUAUCGAGAGUUUUGCAGUGUUUCAUUGAUAGUUGUAAUGCGGGCUGCCGCGUGAAAUUAAUGAAUAUAAGUUUUGAACCUGGUGUAAGAAUGGUGUCCUAAUCGUGAUCCUUUAGUUGAACCGAACGUUUAAGUUAACACUUAAAGGACAUGGUAUUUAUAGCGAGUACAUAUAAGUUUCGCUAUGGUUGAAAUCUGUGUAGAAAGUGAUUUUGUAAUUUAUAGCCUACGUAGCCUUGCCUUCUUAAUACAGGCUUGAUUGGAAUUGUCAGAAGGAUGUACCCAGAUAGUGAUCUCUUAAUACAGGAAGACGUAUCCCCAGAUCAAUUUCCAGCAGGGAAUUGUAUUUCAUUGCCAUGUGUGUCAUUGCUCUUAAACUGGUUAUUUAAAAUCCACGAGUCAGAAAGGAAUGCUCUAAAGCGGUUGCCAGCAAUCUAACCACACAAUCAAAUAUUGCAAUUGUAAAUAACCAACAUAAUCAGCAGUCAACAUUUAUCAAAACAGGUAUUUGCAGAGCAAUUAUACAAACGUCGAUCGAAGUGAUGAAUGCUUGAUUGAUCUUUGACGAUUUCAAGUGCCUGGAAAUUCUGAAAGAAUGGUAGCUGCACAUCAAGAAGCUGUUAUGAGAAGAUACAGGUUUUUUAGCAUCCAAGAGAGCGUUAAAGUACAAACAGAGAUCUACAUCCAUCUAAAGUAUAACAAUUAAUGACGAGCCGGAAAUUACAGCGAACAGGCAUCAAGCACAUUGCUAGACAACUACUGGAAACGGAUGAGACGUGUUCCGCUGACCUCUGAACCAGCUGGACAUUGAGCUAUUGUAAACAUAUUAUAGAACACAGCUACGUUCCACCAUGUGGCCAAACUGACCAAAAGUAGUUGCUAGCGAACGUGCACGUUUUAGCAGAACAGUUUUCAGCAUAAACUGGCUUCAUCGUACGUUCGAGAGAUCAUUUGAAUGCUUUCUAUGCACUGCUCCAAUCACAAGAAUUGGGUUUCCCAGGAAGUAUGAGCACUUCGUUAAAGAACAUGCCAUACGAGUUGCUUGAAAUUUUGACAACGGACAACGAGAGCACACUUUCCGAUGGAGUUGAAAGUUUGACUGAAAUGUAUGGGCCGAAGCGUGAUCCACUAUACGUGGUAAUACCGAUCACCAUCAUCUACCUACUGAUUUUCAUCACCGGUGUAGUCGGCAACAUUAGCACAUGCAUCGUGAUUGCGCGCAAUCGCUCGAUGCACACCGCCACUAACUAUUAUUUGUUCAGUUUGGCCGUAUCGGACUUUCUGCUGCUGGUGUCAGGAGUGCCGCAGGAAAUAUACUUCAUCUGGAGCAAGUACCCGUACGUGUUUGGCGAAACGUUCUGUGUGUUGCGUGGCAUUGCCGCAGAAAUGUCUGCUAAUGCCACCGUGCUAACAAUCACCGCGUUUACAAUCGAGCGCUAUUUUGCUAUCUGUCACCCAUUUCUUUCACACACCAUGUCGAAGCUCAGCCGGGCGGUGCGUUUCAUCUGUGUGAUUUGGUUGAUUGCGAUCGUUUCGGCUAUACCGCAAGCGUUACAGUUUGGCGUCACCAACCAAGGUGGAAUCGACCAAUGUGUGGUGAAACGCAUCAUAAUUCAGCACUCUUUUGAACUCUCUACAUUCUUGUUCUUCUUUGCUCCGAUGACGAUGAUCACCAUACUGUAUGCGUUGAUUGGGUUGAAGCUGCGCACCUCCACGCUGAUGCAGCGCGAUGGCACUUUGCAGCGACGAACCCAGCCCAGCCCACGCCAAUCGUUUGCCAAUAGUCAAGGCAGUCGUCGUGUCCUGAAAAUGCUCGUCGCUGUGGUUGUGGCUUUUUUUAUUUGCUGGGCACCGUUCCACGCACAGCGGCUCGUUUAUAUUUACGGAGUUAAUACGAAUCAUCAGCCCUCCGACCCCUUAAUACUGAAACUGUUCAUCAUAACAACCUACAUAUCCGGCAUUCUAUACUAUCUAUCAACGUGUAUAAACCCUCUACUGUAUAACAUUAUGAGCAACAAAUUCCGACAAGCAUUCAAGAAUAUGCUGACUGUAAGAUCUGCCAGAAAACCUCCGUGGCAGACAUCCUACGGAGCCAGCCCACCCCACGGCUCAACCUGGACUGGUUGAGUAUAUUUGAAUGUGGCAUUAGGACCGACAAUAACAUCGCCUCGAUACCCCUCACAGGCCGCUGGUAUUUGAUGGAAUGUGCCUUUGACACCAGAACUGACCAAAGGAAGAUACGCGAAAGAACUCUUGAGUUAGGCCAAGCCCUCUCUCAACUAUGCCAACAACAACAACCGAUCGAGAAGAAUGAUUGCGGCGUCUGCAUGAGACCCGUUAGAACCUGAAAAACUACUGGCGACUGAAGAUUUGUUUUCCAACCACGUUACAGGAGAUUGGAAAAUUCAAAAAGGAAGUUCGCUACUCGAGCCGAUUGUACCGUUAUACACAAUGUUCUAGCUGGGUGGUGAUCUAAAGCCUGAAGUAUUCUUCGACGCAUAGCUGAAACGAUCAAAGACUACAUAUGUUAUCGCUGGUACAAACAGCAGAGCGACAUCAGCAGCAUAGAUGCUGAUGACUAAAUUUACCGUCAUCUCUGGAUAAGGUUGCUAGUGCUAACAGACAUUUGAAGAGCAAUGAUAGAGUGAUGUCUCUUCAAGAUAGGCUUACUGUUUUGAUGCAACAUCAGAACAGCAGAAAGAUCUUGAGAAAAAGUGUAUACGAUAAAAAUAUAUAAACAACGAUAGUUGUGUAGAAUAGUGAAAUAGUUGCAAGGGUUGUUGGCAGGUUUCCCAAAAUUAUUGUAAUCGGUUAUAGAAAUAGUCGACAAAGUACGGCUUGCAAGCCGCAUGCAGCUCUUUGACUCUUGGAUUAUGUCACUUAUUAACAAGUAAGAUAGUUAGAUGUCUAUAAAAUGAUUCUUUUUUGAGUCACUGAAACACAUGAAUUUCCAAGCUGUUAAGCAGUUUACAAAAUCCAAAAAUAUCUGUAAUCGGAUUUGCCUGAAAGUAAUUAUUCUAGAUUUUAUAAAACAUUUCUUAAGAUUCUCAGGCCAAUUAGCCUACGACAUUUCAUGCAAAAUCUCUCGGAUAUUCAUUUAGUUCAUUUUUCGUCGGCAGAAUCGAGUCAAUGAACUUCAAAAUAGUGUCGUAUAUCUCGAACGGCUAGUCACAUUGGACGCAUUUUCUGACAAACAGCUCAAGCUGAUGGACACACGUAAAUUAAACCAUUCCAAGAAAUUAAGCCGCUGUCUAUGUUCUUAAAUUGCCUUUAGCACAAGUUCGAUAACACUCUAAUCUGCUAAAUUUUCCUCACUUUCAACAAAAAUAUGAAAGCCAUCAAUUUAAAAAAUCAAUUUGCUCACAUUUACAUCACCCGUCAGUGAAACAAGAACAAAAGGUCGACAUAGCCCUGUUUGACUUGAUCGGCAAACACGAAACCAAAUAUACUGUUGUUUUUUGUAAGCAGCUAACUUUUGAUAGGCUAAUUGUGAACCAGUAGAAUAGACAGAAAAGGCUUAAAAAGUUACCUGAUUCAUUCAAUGUUAACGAAAAUCGUAAAUUGAUGGAUUCCUUGAAUUUUAACAACUGUUUAUGUAUAAAAAAACCCUUAGUACUAGUUUAUUGGUACUCUCUGUUUAGAAUAAUAAUGUUGAGCCUUUACAAAACUGCUUGCAGGCUAUUUGGAGAGUUUUGUGUAAGUAGUGUAAGUAGAAUAAGUAAAAGAUGAAUUGUAAAAGUACUUGAUUUCAGUAGCAAUAAAGACAUUGAAGCAAAACGA